GGAGGAGGAGGAGGAGGCCGAGGAGGCCCAGGCGGCAACAUGGCGGACGGGCGGGAGGACGCCGGCGGGGAGGGAGCGGGGGGCCCGCAGGGGGCCGCCUCUACCUCCUCGUCCUCGUCGUCGUCGUCGUCGUCGUCGUCCUCCGGCUCGGGCGGCGCGGGCCCGGCCCUCUUCCCGCCGACUUUCAGCAUCUCCGAAAUCAAGAACAAGCAGCGGCGCCACUUCAUGUUCCUGCGCUGGAAGCAGCAGCAGCGCAAGGAGAAGCUGGCUGCCAAGAAAAAGCUAAAGAAGGAGAGAGAGGCACUCGGAGAUAAGGCGCCACCCAAACCGGUGCCCAAGACCAUCGACAACCAGCGAGUCUACGAUGAAACGAUCGUGGACCCUGACGACGAAGAGGUGACCUACGACGAGGCGACAGAUGAGUUCGCUUCAUAUUUCAACAGACAGACGUCUCCCAAGAUCCUCAUCACAACAUCAGACAGACCUCGUGGGAGAACCGUGAGAUUCUGUGAGCAGCUGUCCACUGUCAUCCCAAACUCACACGUUUAUUACCGAAGGGGACUGGCUCUGAAAAAAAUCAUCCCGCAGUGCGUCGCAAGAGAUUUCACCGAUCUGAUGGUCAUCAACGAAGAUCGCAAAGUACCGAACGGUCUCGUAUUAAGCCACCUGCCUAAUGGCCCAACCGCCCACUUCAGAAUGAGCAGCGUUCGUCUGCGAAAAGAAAUCAAGAGAAAGGGGAAGGCACCUACAGAGCAUUUACCUGAAGUCAUUCUGAAUAAUUUUACCACCCGCCUGGGUCAUUCCAUCGGACGGAUGCUGGCUUCGCUCUUUCCACACGAUCCUCAGUUUAUCGGAAGACAAGUCGCCACGUUCCACAACCAACGGGAUUACAUCUUUUUCCGAUUCCACAGGUACAUUUUUAAGAGCGAGAAGAAAGUAGGAAUUCAAGAGCUGGGACCACGUUUUACCUUAAAACUAAGGUCUCUUCAGAAAGGAACCUUUGAUUCUAAAUACGGAGAAUACGAAUGGGUCCAUAAGCCACGUGAAAUGGAUACGAGUAGAAGGAAAUUCCAUUUAUAAAGCAGAGAGGAAACGGUACCUUGUGGAAUGCAUCACCUGGGCCUGGCUGCUGUGGAAUGUUUCUGCACCUAAGUUAUUUUUGACAGCCUCUUCUAAGCUGGGAGCACAGAUGUGUUCGCCAGCAGACAGACGCUACUCUUGUUUAUUCUUCGAACUUUUUACAGCCGGCAGUCGGCCGAGCUGCGGGGGGUUUUGACGUCACAUCCUUCCUGCCAGAGGAACUAAAUAAAAGGAGUCUGGGAAGAUAUUUUUAACAGG
This is a messenger RNA of Ornithorhynchus anatinus (platypus), 1338 nucleotides long. RefSeq names its product ribosome production factor 1 homolog (gene RPF1). Lineage: Eukaryota; Metazoa; Chordata; Mammalia; Monotremata; Ornithorhynchidae. Gene Ontology annotation, biological process: maturation of LSU-rRNA; maturation of 5.8S rRNA. Bases 40 to 1080 code for a protein of 346 amino acids. The transcript has 9 exons. Gene Ontology annotation, molecular function: rRNA primary transcript binding. The record is from RefSeq and is a predicted model, not a curated record. Gene Ontology annotation, cellular component: preribosome, large subunit precursor; nucleolus.